UUUAAGCUUGUUGCUAGGUAACCACCUAUGUAUUUUGAGUCCUGCGAAACGAAAUUUCUGAGAACGCUAGAACAUUUUGUAAGCCGACAGGCAUAUUAUUUUAAGAGUACAUUUAAACUGCCAAGAUGAGCCAACGGCAAGUUUUACAAGUGUUUGAGCAAUACCAGAAGUCCAGAACUCAAUUCGUUCAAACAAUAGCAGAGUUGUCCACCAGACCUCAGAAUAUUGAAACUUUACAAAAUGCAGGUGUUAUGUCAUUAUUGAGACCACUUCUCCUUGACGUGGUACCAACUGUACAACAAACAGCAGCCCUCGCUUUAGGACGACUUGCUAAUUAUAAUGAUGACUUGGCAGAAGCUGUAGUCAAAGGAGAUAUUCUACCGCAAUUGGUUUACUCAUUGGCCGAACAAAAUAGAUUCUACAAGAAAGCUGCCGCGUUUGUUCUUCGAGCUGUAGCCAAACACUCCCCACAACUUGCACAAUCAGUGGUUGAUUGUGGAGCCCUGGAUGCCUUGGUUAUCUGUCUUGAAGAGUUUGAUCCCGGUGUAAAGGAAUCAGCAGCAUGGGCACUUGGUUAUAUUGCGCGUCAUAAUGCAGAAUUAUCACAAGCUGUUGUGGACGCCGGGGCCGUCCCUUUGCUUGUGCUUUGUAUUCAAGAACCGGAGUUAUCUUUAAAAAGAAUCUCAGCGUCAGCCCUUAGUGACGUGUGCAAACAUAGUCCGGAGCUUGCACAAACUGUUGUGGAUGCGGGAGCCAUCGCACAUCUUGCUCAGAUGAUUCUUAACCCUGAUGCUAAACUUAAGCGUCAAGUGUUCUCAGCAUUGAGCCAAAUCUCGAAGCAUUCAGUGGAUCUGUCAGAGAUGGUGGUUGAAGCCGAGAUCUUCCCAGCCGUCCUUACUUGUCUCAGGGAUCCAGAUGAAUAUGUGAGGAAGAAUGUCGCCACUUUGAUCAGGGAGAUCGCUAAACAUACACCAGAGCUUGCACAGCUCAUAGUAAAUGCUGGUGGAGUGGCAGCCAUUGUAGAUUACGUUGGUGAAUCGAAGGGUAAUGUUCGUCUACCUGGUGUCAUGACACUUGGUUACAUUGCUGCUCACUCAGAUAACUUGGCUAUGGCUGUUAUUGUUUCAAAGGGAGUAAAUCAACUUGCUAUAACUCUUGCUGAAGAGAGCGAGGAUCACAUUAAGGCCGCUGUUGGUUGGUCCUUGGGACAAAUAGGUCGUCAUACCCCUGAGCAUGCAAAGGCAGUUGCUGUGGCUAAUGUUCUGCCUAGACUUCUACAACUUUACUUGGCUGCAAGUAGCUCCGAAGAUCUCCAAAUUAAGUCCAAGAAAGCCUUGAAGAACAUUCUUCAAAAAUGCGUUCAUCUUCAAGCACUUGAGCCACUAUUACACGACGCUCCUGCUAAUGUAUUGAAACAUGUUGUUGGGCAAUACAGCAAGGUACUUCCCCAUGACAGCAAGGCUCGCCGUAUCUUCGUUACAAGCGGUGGUCUCAAGAAGGUCCAAGAAAUCAAAUGUGACCCUGGCUCUGCACUUCAUGAAUAUAUCAGCUCUAUUAACAACUGCUUCCCUGAGGAAAUUGUUCGUUACUACAGUCCUGGUUACUCGGAAGCACUGCUAGAGAGAGUUGAACAGUUCAUACCAACCUCAUAAGCUGGUGGGUUGGUGAACAGUGUUGCCCAUAUUUUUAAGUAUUUUUUAUAAAGUUUGUAAAUUUGGUGGCAACACCAAAAAUUCAUGAUUCUUUAGAAACUUGUAGUGUUGUAUAUAAGACAGAUUAUUACAGUUGUUUUAUAUUGUGUCUUUGUAUUUUACCAGGUACAAUCUGAAUAAACUCGCGUGUUAAAUAUGA
Molecule: messenger RNA, 1851 nt
Organism: Ciona intestinalis (vase tunicate)
Lineage: Eukaryota; Metazoa; Chordata; Ascidiacea; Phlebobranchia; Cionidae
Source: RefSeq, a predicted model, not a curated record